AUGGCGGCCCCCUACCCCAGCAGUGGCAGCGGAGGCGAGGUCAAGUGCGGGGGAGGUCGCGGCCGCAGCGUCCCGUGGGACUUUCUGCCUGGGCUGGUGGUCAAGGCCCCGCCGGGACCCUGCCUGCAGGCGCAGCGCAAGGAAAAGUCCCGGAACGCGGCGCGCUCGCGGCGCGGAAAGGAGAACCUGGAGUUCUUCGAGCUGGCCAAGCUGCUCCCGCUGCCCGGAGCCAUCUCGAGCCAGCUGGACAAGGCGUCCAUCGUGCGCCUCAGCGUCACCUACCUCCGCCUGCGCCGCUUCGCUGCCCUCGGGGCGCCACCCUGGGGAUUGCGGGCGGCGGGGCCCCCGGCCGGCCUCGCCCCAGGCCACAGGGGCCGCGUGGCGCUGGUCUCCGAAGUCUUCGAACAGCACCUGGGAGGACACAUCUUGCAGUCCCUGGAUGGCUUCGUGUUUGCCUUGAACCAGGAAGGGAAGUUCCUCUACAUCUCCGAGACCGUCUCCAUUUAUCUAGGUCUCUCACAGGUGGAGCUGACGGGUAGCAGCGUCUUCGACUACAUCCAUCCCGGCGACCACUCCGAGGUGCUGGAGCAACUGGGGCUCCGGGCUCCGACCCCGGGGCCUCCCACCCCGCCCUCCGUUCCCUCCUCUUCCUCCUCUUCGUCUUCCUCCUCGCUUGCGGACACCCCUGAGAUCGAGGCCAGCGCGGCCGAGGUGCCUCCCUUCUCCCGGGUCCAGGAGCGCUCCUUCUUCAUCCGCAUGAAGUCUACCCUCACCAAGCGGGGGCUGCACGUCAAGGCCUCGGGGUACAAGGUCAUCCACGUCACGGGGCGCCUUCGGGCCCGCUCCCUGGGCCUCGUGGCUCUGGGUCACACGUUGCCCCCUGCCCCACUGGCUGAGCUGCCACUACACGGACAUAUGAUCGUCUUCCGUCUCAGCCUGGGUCUCACCAUCCUUGCUUGUGAGAGCAGAGUCAGCGACCACAUGGACCUGGGGCCGUCAGAGCUCGUGGGUCGCAGCUGCUACCAGUUUGUCCAUGGACAGGACGCAGCCAGGAUCCGCCAGAGCCACCUGGACCUGCUGGACAAGGGGCAGGUGAUGACCGGUUAUUACCGUUGGCUGCAGCGGGCUGGGGGCUUCGUGUGGCUGCAGUCCGUGGCCACCGUGGCCGUGAGCGGCAAGAGCCCCGGGGAGCGCCACGUGCUCUGGGUCAGCUACGUGCUCAGCCAAGCUGAGGGCGGCCAGACCCCUCUGGAUGCCUUCCAGCUUCCAGCCAGCGUGGCCUGUGAGGACACCUCCAGCCCCGAGCCAGAGCCCACAGAGCCAGAGCCUCCAGGGGAAGGGAAGCAGGCUGCCCCCCUAGACAAGGACGAGGUCCCCCGGAGCCGGGGCAAACGCAUCAAAGUGGAGCCUGGCCCAGGGCAGGCUAAAGACCCGGAGGACAGUGGGGACGAGGAGUCGUCUGGCCACCCGGCCCUGCCACGGCCCGAGUUUACUUCUGUCAUCCGGGCAGGGGCCCUGAAGCAGGACCUGGUGCGGCCUUGGGGCCUGGGGCCUCCCGGGGACCCCCCACCUUCCCUCCUCCACGCGGGCUUCCUGCCCCCCGUCGUGCGGGGCCUCUGCACACCGGGCACCAUCCGCUACGGGCCCGCGGAGCUGGGCCUUGUGUACCCGCACCUGCAGAGGCUGGCCCCAGGCCCCACCCUCCCCGAGGCCUUCUACCCCACCCUGGGCCUGUCCUACCCGGGGACCACCGGGACCCGGGUGCAACGGAAGGGGGACUGAGGACUGGAGGGCUGCCGACAGAGCCGGACCCUGAGGGACAGGUGGGGCCCGGAGGGCACCGCCAGAAGGCUGAGCUCAGCCCAGUUGGUGGGCCUGGAAAAUUAAACACCUUCUCCCACUCUGUGGCUCUGUCUCCGGGGCCUCGGGGCUCCUCUCUCCUUUCCUUUUUCCUCUUCGGUUCCCUCCACCUGCCUCGGCUGGUUCCCAUGCCCGCCCCUCCCCACCUCCCGCCCCAUCCUAGGAACCACCACGCAGAACAUGGAGCCGGCGAAGGGUCAGGUUUUA
Messenger RNA from Enhydra lutris kenyoni (northern sea otter), 2067 nucleotides. RefSeq names its product neuronal PAS domain protein 1. Gene Ontology annotation, biological process: regulation of transcription by RNA polymerase II. The transcript is spliced from 11 exons. The record is from RefSeq and is a predicted model, not a curated record. The coding region runs from base 1 to 1782 and encodes 593 amino acids. Gene Ontology annotation, molecular function: DNA-binding transcription factor activity, RNA polymerase II-specific; protein dimerization activity; RNA polymerase II transcription regulatory region sequence-specific DNA binding. Lineage: Eukaryota; Metazoa; Chordata; Mammalia; Carnivora; Mustelidae.